Messenger RNA from Quercus robur (English oak), 1051 nucleotides. Its product is annotated as protein RER1A-like. The coding region runs from base 179 to 772 and encodes 197 amino acids. Gene Ontology annotation, cellular component: Golgi membrane. The record is from RefSeq and is a predicted model, not a curated record. Gene Ontology annotation, biological process: protein retention in ER lumen; retrograde vesicle-mediated transport, Golgi to endoplasmic reticulum. NCBI's taxonomy places the organism in Eukaryota, Viridiplantae, Streptophyta, Magnoliopsida, Fagales, Fagaceae. The transcript has 4 exons.
AUAAAAUAAAAAAAAUAAAAAGAAAAAGAAAGAAAAACUAAUAGCCCCUCCUAAGCUAAGCCUAUCGGUCAUUCUCUGUGUGUCAUCGCACAGAUCUGAGUCUCCUCUUCUUCUUCAUCAUCCUCCUCCUUCUCCUCCUAAUUCUCAAAACAGUCCUCCUAAGUGAAGGUUGAAUUGAAUGGAAGGAGUUGGGGCCGAUGGUGUGGGGUCUGGUACAGCACCUGCGAACCAGUUUUGGAUUGAUGUGUCAAGGCGGUAUCAGUAUUAUCUAGAUAAGACUACUCCACAUGCGAUCUAUAGAUGGAUUGGGAGUGCUGUUAUAGUGUUGAUUUACAUUUUGAGGGUUUAUUACAUUCAAGGGUUUUACAUUAUCUCCUAUGGUCUGGGGAUUUAUCUCUUGAAUUUGUUGAUUGGGUUCUUGUCGCCUUUGGUUGAUCCGGAGAUGGAAGUUUCGGGUGGGGGAGGGCCUUUGCUGCCGACGAAAGGCUCAGAUGAAUUCAAACCCUUCAUUCGCCGGCUUCCUGAGUUUAAGUUCUGGUACUCCUUCACAAAAGCUUUCUGCAUUGCUUUUGUUAUGACCUUCUUUUCUAUGUUUGAUGUUCCGGUAUUCUGGCCUAUAUUACUUUGUUACUGGAUUGUUCUGUUUGUCCUUACAAUGAGGCGCCAAAUUGCACACAUGAUCAAAUACAAAUAUAUUCCAUUCAACAUUGGGAAGCAGAAAUACGGCGGCAAGAAAGCUUCUGCAAGUAGCAGUGGUUCUCGCGGAGACUGAUGCUCAUCUAAGUUCAUGAUUAGAGCAAAUUUAAAUUUACCAGAUUGUUAAGAAAAACAUUUAGGCAUUGUGAAGAUUUAGGAUAGUACAAUUUUUUACUUUGGACGUGUAUCAUGUUAUGGAUUUAAAUAUGCAGUCACAAAUAUAAGUUCAAUUGCCCGACUUUAUGGUGCCAGGAGUGCUGGUGUUGCGGGGAAACUUUAUUUGUUUAUACACAUUAAGAUUGAAUUAUGCUUUAGAUCACUGUCAAUGUAACUGCAUGAUGCAGAAUAUUUUUCA